Molecule: messenger RNA, 2916 nt
Organism: Didymodactylos carnosus
Lineage: Eukaryota; Metazoa; Rotifera; Eurotatoria; Philodinida; Philodinidae
Source: the annotation of a GenBank genome assembly
AUGAGUGAUGUGGAUGAAAAUGAUCUAGAAGACGAUGGUAUUCAACCAAAUGCAUUUAUAACCGAUGAUAUCGAUGUUAUCUCACAACUAUCACAAGAUUUGCAAGAUGAAAAUGGAAUCGAAGCACGACCACCUAUUGAAGUGGAUCCAGAUGAUGAACAAUUACAUUUUUCUGCAACACCAGCGUUUCAAUCUCUAGAAGAACUCUUUCAAGAUGGUAAACUAACAGGAACUCAAGUAGCUCUUCUCAAAUCAAAAUAUAUCGAGCUUCAAGAUGCUCUUCAACAAUCUCGUAAAACCGAAGCAAAAUUACGACAAGAAGAAAAUUUUUGUUUAUCUGAAAUUGAACGACAGAAACGUGUAUUAGAAGAAGGCGAAUCAUUUCCCGAUAAAUUAACAACAGAAGUAUCACAAAGACGAAAAGAUCUUUUAAAAUAUAGUAAUGAUUUAGCGUGCACAAAUGAACGACUAUUUGAUCUUGAAUAUAAAAUUAAAGCUUUGGAAGAAGAUAAAAAAGCAUUAGAAAAAGAAUAUUCUCGUAUUCCAAAUCAAAAUCAUAUUGAUCAAGAAUUAAAUAAUUUAAAUAAAGAUUGUGAUGAAUUACGUCGACAAAUUGGACAAAAAAUGUCCGAAAUUAAUGAUCAAUCAAUCCAAUUGCUCGAUAAACGAAAAAAAUAUGGUGUUAGCGGUAAACAAUAUGAUGAAUUAAUACACAAUUUACAAACAUUAGAAUCUGAAUACAUUCAAGUGACAUUAAAACCCGGUGAAUUAUUAAAACAAGCAGACACAAUGUCAUUACAAAGAGAUCAAUGUGAACGUGAAAUUGAAGAUGUUGACACAAAAUUAAAUGAACAAUCAAUGACUCUUCAACGAUUGAAAGAAGAUAUUGAAAAAUUCAAAACAUUGAGUAAUAAAGAAUCAAAAUUAUUAGAUCAACAAUCACAACAACAUGAACGACUUGAUGAAGAAAUAAAAAAUGUUCUCAGUUUAACAGCAUUUGAAGAAGCAAAAUUAGCUAAAGGACAAUUAGAUGAACGUCAAUCAACAGAAGCUGUUAAAAGUACAAUUCAAAGUGGAAAACAAUUACGUGAACAACAUUCAAAAUUACAAAAACAAAAAGAACGUCUACUACGAGAAUUAAAACGUGCUGAAGCACAAUUAAGAAAUUCAAAAGAUGAAUUAUCAAGUGCUACAUUAACAUUUGAAAAAUUACAAAUGAAGCGUGGUGCAAUGCCUAAUGAUGUUGGCGAUUUAGAAGCGAAAGAAGAUCAUUUAAAAGAGGAAAUUGGUAGUUUAACAAAAAAUCAUGAAAAACAGGAAAAAGAGAUAAUUGUUAAACAAAGUAUGUUAAUAACGGCACAAAAAGAACAUGAAGAAGUAUUAUUAAAACAAAGUGAUUAUAGACGUGAUGCUGUUUCAAUGGCCCAUUUUGCGUCUGUUGUUUCAAAUGAAAAAGAACAAAAAUGUCGAGAAAAAAUGAAAGCAAAAAAUCGUUUACAAGCAGUUCAAGAAGAUUUUCAACGAAAAGUAGGAGAAUUAAAUGAACAUCAAAAACGAAUUACUGAUUUAGAUUUUAAACUCAAAGAGUUUGCCUCUAUGUAUGAUAUUAUUAAAAAUGAACGAAAUAAAUGUGUGAAUUUAAUUCAAAUAAAUAGUCAAAAAUCAAAUGAAAUGAAAGAAAAAUUAAAAAUUCUUCAAAAUGAAAUUGAAAUAUUACGUACAAAAUUAACAAUUUUAGAAAAAGAUUUACAGAAAAAGAAUCUUUUAGUAUUAGCGUCCGUUGUUGAACGUGAUCGUGAAAAAACACGUGUAGAAAAACAACGAUCAUAUUUAAGAGAAUUAAAUAUACAAGAUCAACAGCAAACAUUAGAAAAUAGAAAUUAUAAUAAUUUAAUUGCAUUUGCUGAAAAAGAACUUGUAAGAUUACGAAAAGAUUAUGAUGUUGCCGUUUUGGAUAGAAAUGAAAGAAGUGUACAAUUAAUUGAACGUUAUAAUGAAGAAGUUGUAUUUCAAGAAAAAGUGAAUGUUCAAGAUCAUAAAAUAAAAAAUGCUGAUAUUGAAUUAUCUGGACGAGUGGAUGAAUUAAAACUUUUAGAUUUACAAAUACAAGAAGAAAAACGUGAAAUAACAUUAUAUUCAAAAAAAUUACCGGUUAAACGAGCACUCGAUCAAGAAUUAGAAUUGUAUAGAAUAUGUCUUGAAGUAUGUCAAGAACGUUUAAUUGAUUUAGAAAAACUGUUAGAAAAUCCAAGUGAUCCUGAACGAGUACGAUUUCUCGAUGGCGAAGAUGAUUCACCAGAAGUUAUAAUGAAAAAAUUAGAACAGCUUGAAAGUCGUCUAGCUGUUAAAGAAGAACAAUCAUUGGAAAAAGAUCUUAUUUUGGAACAAGUUAGUCGAUUAAUUGAACGUUUAUCAUCAAAAGCAGAAGCUGGAAAAGAUGAUACAUUAGCAUUGGCUAAAAAAGUAAAUGAUUUACAAAAUAAAAUUAAAGAUAUUACACGUAAAAUGAUGGCAACUGUCGCUGAAUUAUCAGUUCAACAAGGCGAUGCACUUAAAUUACAACAAGAAAAAAAUGGCAAAGAUAUUGAACUUCAACAAUGUUAUGUUAGAAUGGAACAAGGUGAACCACCGAGUCCAGAAAUAUUUCAAGAAUGGCAAAGAUUUAUUGAAACAGAGAAACGACGUCUAAAUGAAAGAGAAACACGUGAACAAAAUGAACGUGAAACUGAACAUUUCUUAUUACCUGGAGGUGUGAUGACACAAGCAGAGCCUCGACCACAAGCCUACGCACCGGGUGAUGAUGUCGAUAUUCAAGUGGCUAGACCUUAUGGUGCACAUGCACCAUUUAAACCAAGUGAACCGGGUGCUAAUAUGCGUCAUAUAAGAAAACCAAAUCCAAAACCAAUUGAAAUUUAA